This is a messenger RNA of Hymenoscyphus albidus, 903 nucleotides long. The record is from the annotation of a GenBank genome assembly. NCBI's taxonomy places the organism in Eukaryota, Fungi, Ascomycota, Leotiomycetes, Helotiales, Helotiaceae.
AUGUACCCUAUUGGGGUAUCAUAUACUACACACUCUCUUAAUCCUAAUCUCUGUGGGCUUACAGUCGCCCACCUAUUUUUCUCACUCACUUGGGCCAAGGCUUUCCUCUGCGGAGAGGAGGAAAGCCUUCAAGUGAGGCCGGACCCAGCUUAUUUCGAGAGACAGUAACGAGUGUUCGCAUAAUCAGAAUCACAUUUAUCUUGACUACGUCGAUCCACAUUAUCUGGAUCUGAGGUAUGCUCCUCCAGCCUCAGACAACACCUCGGUAGUUCGAGAAUCGAACCAGAACCAAGCACAAGAGACUUCCCUCGAUACUCUCAUUACCGCAACAACCUCUGAGGACAAUAAUUCUUUUCGGACUCAAGAGGGAAGUUUUCCAGAUCCAUAUCCACCAAGCAACACUAUCUUUACCUCAAGUUUCGAGGAAAACAACUCGUUCCAAACACAAGUUACAAGUACACAACAGCAACAAGACCCUUUUGCACACGCUGAAGGCCCACUUCCACCGCCCGAUCCCCCACAGCUGAGGUAUGUAUCCUCCCAUUGAAAAUCAUCUUCACUAUAUACAAGACUCUGACACAGUUUGACAGAGUUCCCAUCGCAACCCAUGUCGAUCCAUUGCAAUGCCAUUUUGAGUGUUGCAUGCAAAAGUUCCGACACAAGAAAGACUUGGAUCGACACAGGAGAACUGAGCAUGAGUCGGAAGAUCGCUUUUAUUGCCCCCAUAGCUGGUGCAAGUACUCCAUAGGAGGCAGUAAGAAUUUCAAAAGACGGGAUAAACUGAAAGACCACAUGCGUACGCAUAAUAAGGGCAACUAGGAUGGUACAGUACAGCUCUGCAGAAAACAAUCAUAGUUCGUUUGAACGGCUUGGAUUGAUACUGUAACCGAUGAGUAACUUGUC